AUAGCACUUUUCCGAACCGAUUAUGCUGGUCGUGGUGAGCUCGCUGAACGACAACAAAAGUUGAAUAUUAUGCUCAAUAGAUUAACAAAAAUAUCAGAGGAAUUUAAUGUAGCCGUUUAUAUUACGAAUCAGGUUCAAGCUGACCCAGGUAGUAACAUGAUGUUUGUAAGUGACCCACGCAAACCUAUUGGCGGUCAUGUACUUGCUCACGCAUCAACUAUACGUCUUUACCUUCGUAAAGGUCGUGGAGAUGAACGUAUUGCAAAGAUCUAUGAUUCACCUGAUAUGCCAGAGGCAGAAGCACGUAAGUCGAUAGAAUUUUUAAUAAGCUCCAUGUUUGAUUAUAUAUAUAUAUAUAUAUAUUAA
This is a messenger RNA of Rhizophagus irregularis DAOM 181602=DAOM 197198, 366 nucleotides long. Its product is annotated as Meiotic recombination protein dmc1. Gene Ontology annotation, molecular function: ATP-dependent DNA damage sensor activity; ATP binding; ATP hydrolysis activity. Gene Ontology annotation, biological process: DNA repair; chromosome organization involved in meiotic cell cycle; mitotic recombination. Lineage: Eukaryota; Fungi; Glomeromycota; Glomeromycetes; Glomerales; Glomeraceae. The record is from RefSeq and is a predicted model, not a curated record. Gene Ontology annotation, cellular component: nucleus; condensed nuclear chromosome.